Perca flavescens (yellow perch) is the source of this 539-nucleotide messenger RNA. RefSeq names its product phospholipase B1, membrane-associated. Bases 6 to 296 code for a protein of 96 amino acids. Gene Ontology annotation, cellular component: brush border membrane. The record is from RefSeq and is a predicted model, not a curated record. Gene Ontology annotation, molecular function: retinyl-palmitate esterase activity; A2-type glycerophospholipase activity; phosphatidylcholine lysophospholipase A1 activity. NCBI's taxonomy places the organism in Eukaryota, Metazoa, Chordata, Actinopteri, Perciformes, Percidae. Gene Ontology annotation, biological process: phospholipid metabolic process. The transcript is spliced from 3 exons.
UCGAUAUGACCUUCUUCACUCACGACUGCUUCCACUUCACCAUUAAGGGGCAUGAAGAGCUGGCCAAGGGACUGUGGAACAACAUGUUUCAGCCCGAGGGGGGAAAGAUGAUUGUGAGCAGCUUCUCUGACCCCAUCAGCCUCAUCUGUCCACCGAUGGAACAGCCGUAUAUCUUCACCCGACCAAUUGCAGCCAAGUCAGGUCAGCCUCCACUGCAGUCUGGCGCUCUGUCACAGGCAGCGUACUUUCUGCUGCUCCUGCUCCUUGUGGGUUUGGCAUGUCUCGGACUUCUGUAGCUUUUACUUUGCUGGACUAUUUUACAAUCAUGCUACUGCUACGCUGGUCACUGUUGAGGUGAUACAGAGAAUCACCUGCAAAGGAGAGUCUGUGAGCCACUCGUCUUAGACAUUGCAUGUCUGGGGCCCCAAAUAGCAGCAUACAGGAAAGGACUGCGGUGAUAAGCUCUGAAAUCACGUAGAUAAUGUGACAGUGAAUGCUGCAACCUAAGUAUUUCAGCAUUAGAGGCAGGUGGAGGUGGU